GUCAGUUUGUACUUAGCAUGGCAUAAACGUCGUCAGUUCAUCUCUGAUGGCAGCUUUGAAGCUUGAGCGGUUGAGCCAAUUACCACUUCAGCUUCGAAGUUUGAAGUCCUCAGCUCAUGAUACCGCGGUAGAGACUAGAGAGGGGUUAAAUGACUAUAAGCAACCGCUUCUAAGUUCUAAGCAGUUUGGUUUUGGUUCUGAAAUGGUUUUGUUGUGCUCUCUGUGGUUGUAACCUGGGAUUCUGAGAAACCCUCAAAAUCAGAAGAAACUCAUGUCUAGAUUUCCGCUAGUUUCUCAUCUCCAAAGGCGUAUCUGUAUUCUCUGUUUUAGUUGUUCUAAUUGAAUUGCUCGUUGAUUUGUGAACACCGUUUCAAAUCGCGAGGGAGGGAUACCUCUUUCUUUCCUCUUUCUUUCUUUCUGGGUCUCUCUUGCUUCGCAUCCUAAUGUGUUCGCAGCAAACGAUAACUUAGCGAAUGGAUUUCUAGGCUUAUUAGCGUCAAAAUGCUUUCUUUAAGGGAUUUUUGGAGGAGGCAUAAGAGGAAGGUUUUUGCUGCAUUGGGAGUUUUGGGAAGUGGGUAUGUUCUGUAUAAGCUUUAUGAUGCCCAUAGACGGAGGCUUUCUCAGUUGGAGAGUGAACUUGAAGACCAGCGGGAAACCGAAGAACUUAUUAAGGCCCAACUCCAAGCCCAUUUUGAAAAUAUUCAAAGAAUAGCUGAUUCAACAACAUUGCCUUAUGCAAUGCACUGUUUGCGGAAUCGGAUAACAGAAGAGCUGGACCUUUCGCACUUGACGGGCAGGCUGCUGCAAGGAAAGGGUCACCCUAACACACUGACAUAUGUGGAGAAGCUUGAGCUAUGGGAAAGACUCAAAAUUCAAAGUUUCACGUUAAUGGUGUUGUCAUUGUGGGCAAUGACAAUGCUUAACUUAUAUGUACGAGUUCAGGUCAACAUUUUAGGGAGACAUCUAUAUAUUGAUACAGCAAGGGGUGUGGAAAAUUCUCAUCUAAUGGAAGAAGUGGACAAAUUUCAGAGGCAUGGUCAGCAAGAGUUUCUGGAAAGUGCCGAUUUUCUCUCCAGUUAUAGCAUAACCACAUUGAUUCAAAAUAUGCAGAUGGCAGCAGCAGAAGUUCUCAAAGAGGAACAGCUAAGGCAUCCCUUCAACAGUUCACUACUUCAUGAAACCAUCAUGCAGAUACUGGACAUGUUUAUGAACAUGAAUGGCCCUAAUCACUGGGUGACCUAUUUGGUACCUGAAAAUGCUUUAUCGUACAAGCACCAAAGUGCCACAUCUUCCAAUGAAGCGCUUCCUGAUAUUAGCAAACUUGACCAACUCAUGACAGAGACACGUGCUGUACUAUUGAGUUCUGAUUUUGGGAAUGUAGUGAAGAUAUCAUUGAGAGCAGUGGUGGACACGCUGAUGGAGGACAUUAUGAUCCAGUUCAGUGGGGGCAAUCUUCCAUCAGGAAUCCCUCUGGCCAAGCUUUUGCCACGAGUUGCACAGAUGGGUCGACCACUACUUGAGGAACCGAGCAAUAACAAGUUUAUUCAAACCAUUCGGAACUUGCCCGAUGUUGAACUUUUCUAUACUCUUCUCUAUGCAAAUAUGCCAUCCUUGUAAACCAUGAACAGGAAAGACGGAAUAUAGAAAUAAGAAAAUACAGCAAAAGAACAUAUGUGAUUUCAUGUUGAACUUUUGGAUGGGAAAAUUGAUUUUCCUAUUUGGGGGAGAAAAAUAAAAGAAAAAUGCAGAUUUCUACCCUUAAUUUUGUUAGAAAAUUGCCAAUAGAGAUACCGUCUGAAUUU
Molecule: messenger RNA, 1802 nt
Organism: Nelumbo nucifera (sacred lotus)
Lineage: Eukaryota; Viridiplantae; Streptophyta; Magnoliopsida; Proteales; Nelumbonaceae
Product: peroxisome biogenesis protein 3-2-like
Biological process (GO): protein import into peroxisome membrane
Cellular component (GO): peroxisomal membrane
Molecular function (GO): protein-macromolecule adaptor activity
Source: RefSeq, a predicted model, not a curated record